Molecule: messenger RNA, 5905 nt
Organism: Acinonyx jubatus (cheetah)
Lineage: Eukaryota; Metazoa; Chordata; Mammalia; Carnivora; Felidae
Product: cytochrome P450 26C1
Exons: 6
Coding region: 1-1569 (522 amino acids)
Biological process (GO): sterol metabolic process
Molecular function (GO): monooxygenase activity; iron ion binding; heme binding
Source: RefSeq, a predicted model, not a curated record
AUGUUCCCCUGGGGGCUGAGCUGCCUGUCAGUGCUGGGGGCAGCGGGCACCGCUCUCCUGUGCGCCGGCCUGCUGCUCAGCCUGGCCCAACACCUCUGGACGCUCCGCUGGACGCUGAGCCGGGACCGGGCCUCCGCCCUGCCCCUGCCCAAGGGUUCCAUGGGCUGGCCCUUCUUCGGCGAAACGCUGCACUGGUUAGUUCAGGGCUCUCGCUUCCACAGCUCCCGCCGGGAGCGCUACGGGACAGUGUUCAAGACGCACCUGCUAGGCAGGCCGGUGAUCCGCGUGAGCGGCGCCGAGAACGUGCGCACAAUCCUGCUGGGCGAGCACCGCCUGGUGCGCAGCCAGUGGCCGCAGAGCGCGCACAUCCUACUGGGCUCGCACACUCUGAUCGGCUCAGUCGGUGAGCCGCAUCGGCAGCGGCGCAAGGUCCUGGCUCGAGCGUUUAGCCGUGCGGCGCUGCAGCGGUUCGUGCCCCGCCUGCAGGGGGUGCUACGGCGCGAGGUGCGCUCCUGGUGCGCGGCCCGCCGGCCGGUUGCUGUCUACCAGGCCUCCAAGGCUCUUACCUUUCGCAUGGCUGCGCGCAUCUUACUGGGGCUACGGCUGGACGAAGCGCAGUGCGCGGAGCUGGCCCGGACCUUUGAGCAGUUUGUAGAGAACCUCUUCUCGCUGCCCCUGGACGUACCCUUCAGCGGCCUGCGCAAGGGCAUCCGGGCACGAGACCAGUUACAUCGGUACCUGGAGGAGGCCAUCGCAGAGAAGCUUCACGAAGACAAGGCUGCCGAGCUGAGUGACGCCCUCGACAUGAUUAUCCACAGCACUAGGGAGCUGGGCCAUGAGCUCUCAGUGCAGGAGCUGAAGGAGACGGCUGUGGAGCUCCUCUUCGCCGCCUUCCUCACCACGGCCAGUGCCAGCACGUCCCUCGUCCUGCUGCUACUGCAGCACCCGGCGGCCGUCGCCAAGAUCCGGCAGGAGCUGGCGGCGCAGGGGCUGGGGCGCGCUUGCGGCUGCGCGCCGGGGGCCGCGGGGGGCGGCGCGGGGCCCCGGCCCGACUGCGGCUGCGAGCCUGACCUCAACCUGGCGGCGCUGGGCCGUCUGCGCUACAUCGACUGCGUGGUCAAGGAGGUGCUGCGCCUCCUGCCGCCCGUGUCCGGGGGCUACCGCACUGCGCUGCGCACCUUCGAGCUCGACGGCUACCAGAUUCCCAAGGGCUGGAGCGUGAUGUAUAGCAUCCGGGACACGCACGAGACGGCCGCAGUGUACGGCAGUCCGCCUGAGGGCUUCGACCCCGAGCGCUUCGGCGCGGCGGGCGAGGAGUCGCGGGGCGCCUGCGGCCGCUUCCAUUACAUCCCCUUCGGCGGCGGAGCGCGCAGCUGUCUCGGCCGGGAGCUGGCACAGGCCGUGCUCCAGCUGCUGGCGGUGGAGCUGGUGCGCACGGCGCGCUGGGAACUGGCCACGCCUGCCUUCCCCGCCAUGCAGACCGUGCCCAUCGUGCACCCGGUGGACGGGCUGCGGCUCUUUUUCCACCCGCUCGCGCCUUCGGCGGCGCGAGAUGGGCUACGCCUCUGACCCUCUGCGCUUCGGAACAAGGCUUGGCCAGCGGCAGCGGCGCGCUCUCAGCGCCGCCCAUCUGCGGCUUCUUAGGUUUCUUAGUGCCGGGCAGGGCGCUCGCUCACUCGCUCAACAAACGGUCACCGAAUGCAGCUCUGUGCCAGACUUUGAGGGCGGAGGAGCGCGAGCCCCCGCCACUGCGCCCACGGAGCCCGGGAGAAGCGCCCAGGCCGGUGGGAAGGUGCUUCCUGGGCUCUGAGCCCUGAGGAAGGAAAGGUCCUGAGCCCAGCCUCUUAAACCUUUACUAGGUUUGCUAACAGGGAUGGAGGGAACAGAUCUUCACUAGGAGCUGCGGGUCCUCGCCUCCCUGUGCCAAGCCCAGGAGGUUGCAUGGAUCUUGGGGCCGCGGGGACGAUUGUCAGGGGAGGGUUGGACCGUGCCAGAGACCCAGCGAACGCAGCUGGGACCUGCAACCCUUGGGAGGAAGCGCAUCUCUGGUCUGGCUUUGGGCUACAGUUAAGACAUACCGAGAAGUCGCCCAACGGAAGGCCCUCAGGGAGCGGGCCUCGGCUUGGGGCCCCGCGGCCACUCUGCUGGUCUCAGUCUCAGCAGAAACAUGACUGUGGGCUCUCCCAGGGCUCUGAACAGCUCAAUAUCAUUGGAUUCUGCUGGUGACUUCUUAAAAGAAAAAUUCCUACUUCGAGAACGUGUUUAAUCUUUCCACAUAUACAAGGGAGAACAGGCACAUGGAGAUGUCUCUAAGGCUGGAUUAUUUUCAUGGGAGGUUGAGACAUAACCAGAGAGGUUUGGGAUAUUUCUAGCGAUAACAGAAAGGCCAAGAAGAAAGUUUCCCGGCAGCAGUUGAGCGAGGAGGCUAAGGCUUAGCUGGGCAGCUGCUUCCUGGUGGGAAGGUGAUGGAGGUUACCCAGGAAAGACCCACCCCAGAGUAUGCCCAGAGCUGUCCUCCUGAGCACAUCCCAAGAGCUGGGCUGAGAAUUCUCUCUGUAAUAGCUGGCUGCAAGGACCUUCCGGUUUACUACCUCAACCCCCUCCAUGGCAUAGAAGAAACAGAAGACUUCCCUGAGGAACUAGCAAUGUGCUCCCAGGCUAUUUGGCCAGUGGACUGGCCACCCCAUCUGGACUCCUCUACCCCAUCACUUACUCCUUGCUCGGGCCUCUGGGUCUGUGGCUACCAUGUAGGGCUCAGCUCUUUGUCCUUUCAUAGUGAUCCCUAUGGCUUAAGGACUCUGACACAGAGGUUUCCACUGGUGUUUAAAUCGAAGCCAAGAGCCUCCAGUGGCACCAUUCCCAACAGUCCACUGCAACCUGCCACCCAUCUUCAGACAGGCCAGGGCAGCUGGACAUGAUGGGUGAGCCAGGGAAGUUGCCGCCGAGGCCCCAAGCUGACCCCUUAGUGAACCAGAAGGAAGCUAGUGCCCUCCUGACCUUAUGCUUAAGGUGGAUCCCCGGGCCAGAAGGAAAGGGGGAAGCAGCAGGCGCAGGCAGGGUCAGUAGCUCAAGAGCGCAGCGGGCCCUUCCGAGAGCGCUCGGCUGACACUGCCAUAACCCCCAUGCAGGGCAAUUCAUCACCCACUGCUGAUCACAGGCCCGGCGCCAGGCCAUGGGCUCUGGGAGGCAGUGGAGCCAGCAAAAGUGGCAGAACCGGGGCCUGUCCUCAGGGUGCUCCCUGAGGCUGCAGACAACAUCCGGGCUGAGAAGCUCCACCAGGGGGAGGGGGCAGGAGGAUUGAGGCUUGGGGUGGAUUCCGACUGGGGGGAAGAGAGGAGAAACAUAGGAAGGAGGUUCUCCAAAGCCUCCAUGGUGUAUGUGGUAAGAGACCUGGUUUACCUGCUCUGGGAUCUGUACUAACUAUAAGCUCCAGUAGGGGCAGCUUCAAUUUCCCAGUGAUACAUCAUUUUCAGUAAUUUCAAGGAAUAUCUGAGCUCCUGUUUCAGUAGUUCCAGAUUCUCUGAGGAAGGAGCAUACUGGUUCUUGCCCUCAUGGGCUGCAUAUGCUUACGAAGGAGGUAGAUAAUAAAUAAACUAGCAAGCGAAAGAGCGAGAGUAUGUCAGACGGUGGUAAGUGCUGUCAAGAAAAUAAAAGCUGGCUGUAAUACCUGGUACCUGGGGGCUAGACUCUGCAGGGUGGGAAGGUGGAAGACUUCCGUGAGGAGGUGACAUGUGACUUCGGAAGGAACCAGCCAGCGGUGAUCUGGGAAAGGUGCUCCCCAAGCAGAGGAAACAGCGAGUGUAACACCCUGAGACAGGAAUGGGUGCCCAAGAAGUGGAAAAGGAUUGGAGGGUAAAAGGUGAGGAAGGGUGCCGGGAACUGACCUGACUCCCGUCUCACUCUGGGUCCUCACUUCCCUCCUCCAGCAAAAACAAAAACAAAACAAAACAACCCAAAAAAAAAAAAAAACAAAAACAACACACUCUCCACCCCCAACCCUUAGCAACCGGGAGGCUAUUUUGUAAACAUCUUGGAAAUAUUUUGUUUUCCCGGAACCAAUCCUCAUCCCGCCCACCACCACUGAAGAAAGCUUGGCAAGUUUUCUAAUCAAAGUUCUUAUCGGGUUGAUAAUUUAUUGAUCUCUUCCCCCAUUCAAGAUGUUCUUUAAUGAUCUUCACUUUCACAUUUAAUCCUUUCCUGCCUGACAACCCCGCUGGACGCCCCCGCGUGUCUCGACGGGCAGAUUUAUUAGAACUCUCCUCCUCCCCCGGCAAUUUCCAGCACGCAGGCCCCACUCAUCUUGUGACCCGGCGCGCGCUGAACUUGGCGAGGUGGCCCUGCAGAGUUCACUCGGAUGUCACGGUCCGGGCUGCAGGGGUCACAGGCAGGUCAGGCCAGAGGAUUGGGAAUGGGCCCCAGGUCACGCCCCCGCUCGCCAGUUUUGCUCACCGGCCCGAGCGCUGUCUAGAAAGGGGCGGGCCCAGGAUUUCUGCGAAUCACUUCUGGUGCGUCUCGCGCGGUUCGUGCUGGUGCCCAGAAGUUGGCUGGCACCGUUUGCAGUCGCCAAACGGUUAGAUGAAAUGGCGGUGGGAAAGACCCUUCUCUAGAGCCUCUGAAACACCGAGUAGGGUUAUGCGGGAAACGCAGACUGCCAAGCAAGCUCUGUGGCGACUCCGGCUUGGAGCGUUGCGGGACCGUGCAGUCCCUAGGACUCCACAUUUUCCAAUCCCGCCAGCUUUGGGGACCACCGCGGGAGGGUCACGUAUUUAACAGCUCUUACGAUCAAAGAGUUUUCCAUUUACAAAGGACGCCUUCCGAGGCGUGCGGCGUGCUCCUGCAAAAGCCGGCGUUUAGUUUUAAACAAACGUAUUCUGUUUCGUUUUCCGCGCGGCUGGUGAGUCCGGCGCUCAAACUGAGGAUGCGUGUGGCCCCGCCAGGUGAGAGGUGGGGAGCGCACGUGCACUCCGCAGUGUCCGAGCUCCGGGCAUCAGGCAUCGGCUGCAGGAGCGGCUGAUUGCAGCUGGGCAAGGGCCAGACCUGCUUCCGAGGAUGGAUUCUCUCAACACUCCCAUUAGCGGCCAGCAGAGGCCUGGGUUCAGGGCCAAGCACCCCUCUCACCCGGGUGGCUUCGGUGGGUGGGGGCCGUGAGAGCGGAGGAAGGCUCCAGGUCAUCCUGGUGACGUAAUCUAGUGCGUGGAACUGGGGAAAGUACUUGCAACCAGAAGCCCAUCUUGAAAACACAACUAUCCCGGGGUGUUGUGUAGACGGAUUGGGAAUUACCGCCUUCAUAUUAAGGAGAAGGAGACAGGAGCAAGGAUUUGUGGUGACUCACUCCAGGUCGUGCAAGUAGAGAUGGAGCCGAGCCCCGGAGCACAGACUCCUGGGCUUUCCUUUCUCUAUCUCUGUCACCUCAUCUUCCCAGGCCUAAGGAUCCCCUUCCUCUCUGCCUAGCUGGGGCUAUGAGUCCCAGGGCCCUCGGAAUCCGGCCGGCUGCUGCCGGUUCUCAGAGCGCUGAGCCGUGGAUGAAUUGCCCCUGUGGUCUCCCGCUGGGGCGUCAGAGUUGGGGCUCUGACUUGUGCAAGGUUACACCUGGAGUCCUGAGGGAUCUGGAGGCUCUCUUGUACCCUUAAGUUGGACCUUUCAAGACUUCAUGAGUGCUGACCUCCUUGAGGGGUUUGGGGAGCUGGGAUCUAUGAUCCUCCGAUCAUGUCUGACCCCCGCCCUGCACGCACACACCACCCUGGCUCUCGCUUAGGUUCUGGCCCUGGGCUCUUCUGCGGGAUCUUCGGGAGAUUCGGGAGGUCUGCGUUUUGCUCUGCGUUCUGGAACUCAGUUUCCCCAGCGUGGGACGUGGCAAGCCAGUCGGUCCCUGAACGCACUUCCCUUUGCUUCCGCCAGCAGGUGG